GACUGUUGUGAAAAUGGCGACGUCUCGUCGCUCUUCCCAGCAGCAGCAGCAACAGCAGCAGAGCCUCUCCUCCCCUCCGCGGAACACCUCUCUGUCCCUAACUCCCCCGGGUUCUCCCUCGGUGCCAGUGGGUGCAGCGAUUUCGGCUCCGGCUGGAGCUGAGCAGGAUAGCAACGGGGAUCCGGAGGUAACUCCGGCCUCCCCCGAUCUCCCUGCUGCGGCCCUCAGCGCCAGCAGCAGUACCAGCUCGACCUCAACCGGCGGGGGCAGCAGCGGCGGCACCAGCCCGGACUCGGGCAGCACCAGCCCGGUGGGCAGCGGUUGCGGGGCUUUUAGGGAGUUGUUUGAGGCCUGUCGCAAUGGAGACGUGUCCCGGGUGAAGAGGCUGGUGGAUUCGGUGAAUGUGAAUGCCAAGGACAUGGCUGGGCGCAAAUCAACCCCGCUGCAUUUCGCCGCAGGGUUUGGAAGGAAGGAUGUUGUGGAGCACCUCCUGCAGACAGGUGCCAAUGUACACGCCCGCGAUGAUGGCGGCCUCAUCCCGCUGCACAACGCCUGCUCCUUCGGCCACGCCGAGGUGGUCAGUCUGCUCCUGUGCCAGGGCGCCGACCCAAACGCCCGUGACAACUGGAACUACACCCCACUGCACGAGGCUGCCAUUAAGGGCAAAAUCGAUGUUUGCAUCGUGCUGCUCCAGCAUGGGGCCGACCCCAACAUCCGCAACACCGACGGCAAGUCCGCCCUGGACCUGGCUGACCCCUCCGCCAAGGCCGUCCUCACCGGUGAAUACAAGAAGGACGAACUCCUGGAAGCGGCGAGGAGCGGGAAUGAAGAGAAGCUCAUGGCCCUGCUCACCCCGUUGAACGUCAACUGCCACGCCAGCGACGGUCGCAAGUCGACAUCCCAAAAAAUGCUGUCCACCCCACUCCAUCUGGCAGCAGGUUAUAAUCGGGUCCGAAUUGUUCAGCUCUUGCUUCAACAUGGCGCUGAUGUUCACGCUAAGGACAAAGGUGGCCUUGUCCCCCUUCACAACGCCUGUUCGUAUGGCCACUACGAGGUCACGGAGCUGCUGCUCAAGCACGGCGCCUGCGUCAACGCCAUGGACCUGUGGCAGUUCACGCCGCUGCACGAGGCCGCGUCCAAGAACCGCGUGGAGGUGUGCUCCCUGCUGCUGAGCCACGGCGCCGACCCCACGCUCGUCAACUGCCACGGCAAGAGCGCCGUCGACAUGGCGCCCACCCCGGAGCUCAAGGAGCGGCUCACCUACGAGUUUAAGGGUCACUCCCUGCUCCAGGCGGCGCGGGAGGCGGACAUGGCGAAGGUGAAGAAAACCCUCGCUCUGGAGAUCAUCAACUUCAAACACCCCCAGACCCACGAGACAGCACUGCACUGUGCAGUGGCCUCCCCACACCCCAAACGCAAGCAGGUGACGGAGCUGUUACUACGCAAAGGGGCCAAUGUCAAUGAGAAGAACAAAGACUUCAUGACCCCUCUUCACGUUGCCGCAGAGAGGGCGCACAAUGACAUCAUGGAGGUCCUGCAGAAGCACGGGGCAAAGAUGAACGCCCUGGACACCCUGGGUCAGACAGCACUGCACCGGGCCGCUCUGGCUGGGCACCUACAGACCUGCAGGCUGCUGCUGAGCUACGGGGCCGACCCGUCAAUCAUCUCCCUGCAGGGCUUCACCGCCGCACAGAUGGGCAAUGAGGCCGUGCAGCAGAUCCUUAAUGAAAACAUUCCCGUGAGGAACUCGGAUGUAGACUACAGGCUUCUGGAAGCAGCUAAAGCUGGAGACCUGGACACUGUGAAGCAACUCUGCUCCCCCCAGAACGUGAACUGCCGCGACUUGGAGGGACGCCACUCGACGCCUCUGCACUUCGCCGCUGGCUACAACCGCGUGGCCGUGGUGGAGUACCUGCUACACCACGGGGCUGAUGUCCAUGCCAAAGACAAGGGUGGUCUGGUCCCCCUACACAACGCCUGCUCCUACGGCCACUACGAGGUGGCUGAGCUACUGGUCAGACAUGGGGCGUCAGUCAACGUGGCAGACCUGUGGAAGUUCACCCCGCUGCACGAGGCUGCAGCCAAAGGCAAAUACGAGAUCUGCAAGCUUCUGCUCAAGCAUGGGGCAGACCCCACCAAGAAGAACCGGGAUGGGAACACGCCGCUGGACAUGGUGAAGGAGGGGGACACGGACAUCCAGGACCUGCUGAGGGGCGACGCCGCCUUGCUGGACGCGGCCAAAAAGGGCUGCCUGGCACGCGUGCAGAAGCUCUGCAGCCCUGAGAACAUCAACUGCAGGGACACGCAGGGACGCAAUUCCACACCCCUGCACCUCGCGGCUGGCUACAACAAUCUGGAAGUGGCCGAAUACCUCCUGGAACACGGCGCCGACGUCAACGCACAGGACAAAGGAGGGCUCAUCCCACUCCACAACGCUGCCUCCUAUGGGCACGUGGACAUCGCCGCUCUCCUAAUAAAGUACAGCACCUGUGUCAACGCCACGGACAAGUGGGCCUUCACCCCGCUCCACGAGGCGGCGCAGAAGGGCCGCACCCAGCUGUGCGCCCUGCUGCUGGCCCACGGAGCCGACCCCACCAUGAAGAACCAGGAGGGCCAGACGCCGCUCGACCUGGCCACGGCUGAUGACAUCAGAACCCUGCUGAUCGACGCCAUGCCCCCCGAUGCCCUGCCCAGCUGUUUCAAGCCCCAGGCCACGGUGGUCAGCGCAUCAGUCAUCUCACCCGCCUCCACGCCCUCCUGCCUGUCUGCGGCCAGCAGCAUCGACAACCUGGCCGGACCCCUGGCCGAGCUGACCACGUCAGGGGCCUCAGGGCCGGCCGACGGAGCCACGGGAUCAGAGAGGAAGGAGGGAGAGAUAGCGAUUCUGGACAUGAACAUCAGUCAGUUCCUCAAGAGUCUGGGACUGGAACACCUGCGGGACAUUUUUGAGAGGGAGCAGAUAACGCUGGAUGUGCUGGCAGAUAUGGGACACGAGGAGCUGAAGGAGAUUGGCAUUAAUGCCUAUGGCCACCGCCACAAGCUGAUCAAAGGCAUCGAGAGGCUGCUGGGAGGCCAACAAGGUGCCAACCCUUACCUGACAUUCCACUGUGCCAGCCAGGGCACGGUGCUCAUCGACCUGGCACCCGACGACAAGGAGUUCCAGUCCGUGGAGGAGGAGCUGCAGAGCACCAUCCGAGAGCACAGAGACGGGGGAAACGCAGGGGGGGUGUUCAACCGGUACAACAUCCUGAAAAUUCAGAAGGUGGUCAAUAAGAAGCUGAGAGAGAGAUACGCUCACCGACAAAAGGAGAUUGCAGAUGAGAACCACAACCACCACAACGAGCGCAUGCUCUUCCAUGGGUCUCCAUUUAUAAAUGCCAUCAUCCACAAAGGCUUUGACGAGAGACAUGCCUACAUUGGGGGAAUGUUUGGAGCCGGCAUCUACUUCGCCGAGAACUCCUCAAAGAGCAACCAGUAUGUGUACGGGAUCGGAGGUGGGACAGGGUGCCCCACCCACAAAGACCGGUCCUGUUAUAUUUGCCAUAGGCAGAUGCUGUUCUGUCGAGUGACUCUGGGGAAGUCCUUCCUGCAGUUCAGCGCCAUGAAGAUGGCACACGCACCCCCUGGGCACCACUCCGUCAUCGGGCGACCCAGCGUCAACGGCCUGGCCUACGCAGAAUACGUCAUUUACAGAGGGGAACAGGCCUACCCUGAGUACCUUAUCACAUACCAGAUUGUGAAACCUGAGAGCACGCCCCAGACCACAACCGGCGCCGAGCAGAAGUCUUAGUCCAGACUGACAGAAAACGGCCCGAUCUCGGCCAGCAGAACCGCAGAGACUGUUAUUGAACACUUCACACAUUCAGGGCCCAACUGGCUAUUAAGCUCCUCCUUUGUUUUUAUUUAAUUUUUUUUAUUUUUGAUUUUACAACUGUUCAGUUGUAAACCGCAGCCGAUUUCUCUUGUUACCAUUUUUCAUUUUGUUUCAGUUUCUUUUUCUCUCCUUCAUGAAAGUGU
Molecule: messenger RNA, 4017 nt
Organism: Megalops cyprinoides (Indo-Pacific tarpon)
Lineage: Eukaryota; Metazoa; Chordata; Actinopteri; Elopiformes; Megalopidae
Gene: tnksa
Product: tankyrase, TRF1-interacting ankyrin-related ADP-ribose polymerase a
Exons: 28
Coding region: 14-3790 (1258 amino acids)
Molecular function (GO): NAD+ poly-ADP-ribosyltransferase activity; protein binding
Source: RefSeq, a predicted model, not a curated record